Acanthochromis polyacanthus (spiny chromis) is the source of this 8246-nucleotide messenger RNA. It is a transcript of the gene dock8, whose product is annotated as dedicator of cytokinesis 8. Gene Ontology annotation, molecular function: guanyl-nucleotide exchange factor activity. The record is from RefSeq and is a predicted model, not a curated record. Gene Ontology annotation, biological process: positive regulation of T cell migration; positive regulation of establishment of T cell polarity; positive regulation of GTPase activity. NCBI's taxonomy places the organism in Eukaryota, Metazoa, Chordata, Actinopteri, Pomacentridae. Gene Ontology annotation, cellular component: cell leading edge.
ACACCUCCCUCUCUCUCUAUCCCUCUCUCGACGGGAUGGCUCAAAUCAAAUGCGGAAGUUUACACCCAGUAACGAAGUCGCCGCCAGGGCCACGAUGAGAGUUGUCCUGACAGCGGAGCAGCAGCGAGCUGAAGGAGCGGCGCGUCAGUGACAGCGAGGCGGCGAGAGACCGCAGGAAAACACCAAAGCACCGCCGCCGCAGCCGCCGAACUGUACUUCAGACCCGCAUAUGGCUUCUCUGGGCAGCGCAGAGCGGCGGGCUUUCGCUCUGAAAAUCAACAGGCACUCUUCUGCAGAGAUCAGACGGCACUUUAGUGGGAACUAUGGCUUUCAUCACAGCCGAACCAACUCCAAUGCUUCGGCCUCAGUGUGCCUCACUGUGCCUCAGGCGUAUGACGCUGUGGAGCCGUUGGACCUGGAGGAGUUCCUGAUGUCACAGUUAAGAAGUGGAGACUUAUCCCUGAUGCAAGAACUUGGAGACUUUCCCGAUGAUGACCUGAAGGUGGAGCAGGUGGAGAAGGAGUGUCGGACCAUUCGACACUCUGUCCCAGAGGAUGGAGCGGAGUUGGAUCCACAUGUUAGAGACUGCGUAAAGAGUUACACUCAGCCGUGGCUUGUGGUCUCGAGAAGGUGCCAGGGGGAUGGCUGGAGUGCAUAUUCAGAACGAGCAGGCCUCCACAAACUUCUUCGGAAACAGACCUUUGAGUCUGAUGUGCAGCCAGAAAACCAAGAGAAACCAGUCAAGUCUCCAACUCUAACUACGCUGACUGAUGACUCUGGCCGCACGUUGACCUCCUCUGACUUCAACUUGCGGUGUUUGACCCCGGACCAGAGGGUGGAGGGUCUGCUGGCCUUCAGCAGCCCUGAAGAGCUGGACCGCUUUAACCAGGAGUCACGGCAGGGAAACAGACACCCUGAACUGUUUGCUCUUUACCCACCAGCUGACGAGGAAGACGCAGUAGAAAUCAGGCCUAUUCCCGACUGCCCCAAAGAACACAUUGGAGAACGCAUCCUGGUCCGAUGCCAGACCAUAAAGUUUGAAAUUGAAAUUGAGCCCAUAUUUGCCACCAUGGCCUUGUAUGAUCUGAAAGAGAAGAAAAAGAUAUCGGAGGACUUCUACUGUGAUCUGAAUUCAGAGCAGCUUAAAAACUUCUUGAAACCUCACACUCCGCAUGUGGAUCAUUCCACCUUGGUCAGAUCUGCCAUCUUCUCCAUCACCUAUCCUUCCCCAGAUAUAUUCCUGGUCAUCAAGAUUGAAAAGGUUCUCCAGCAGGGAGAGAUCAGUGACUGUGCUGACCCCUACAUAACAUUUAGAGAAUGUGACUCUGCAAAGAACAAGGACAAGCUUCAGAAGCUGCGCGGCCAGGCGGAGGCUUUCUGCCAAAGGCUGGGUCGCUAUCGCAUGCCUUUUGCUUGGGCAACCGUUAAUAUCAUGGAGGUCAUCUCUACUACUGCAGUAGACCGAGACAGAGACACAGACUCUGACAGCCUAAAAGGAGGUAAAUCCAGCAGCAUUGACCGGAGGGCACAGCUUCCCAGGAGGAACUCUGAACGCUACAGUACCAUCGAAGAACAGCUUUGUAAUGUUUCUGCCUUCAAAUCUGCUACCAUCACAAUCCCCACCAUCUUUAAACAGGAGGGAGAUCGUCUGAGUGAUGAGGACUUACUCAAGUUCCUGGCUGAGAUUAAGAAAACCUCCACCCUUCAGAGGAGAGUCAAGACAAUAUCAGGUUGCAUAAAACUGGACAUGUCUCCAGUUCAUGACACUCCGCUGGGAUGUUUGUCCACUGAGCUCAUCCCCCUCAUACCUGUUGCUGAGAAGAAUCCUCGACUCAUCAAGGAGGUGCUGGAGUUCCCCUCCAGUGAGGUUUAUGUCCCUCACAACAUUUACAGGAACUUGAUCUAUGUCUACCCCCAGAGGCUCAACUUUGUCAACAGACUGACAUCAGCAAGAAACAUCACUAUCAAAAUGCAGUUUAUGAGUGGAGAGGAUCCCAGCUGCUCUCUGCCUGUCAUUUUUGGAAAAUCAAGUGGUGCUGAAUUUUUAAAGGAAGUCUACACCCCUGUUACCUACCAUAACAAGUCUCCAGACUUCUAUGAGGAAGUGAAGCUUGCUCUUCCAGCCCAUCUCACAGAGAGACAUCACUUGCUGUUCACUUUCUACCACAUUAGCUGCCAGCAGAAACAGAACCAGAGUGGCAGCUGUGAGACACUCAUUGGAUACUCUUGGUUGCCCAUAUUGAAUAAUGAUCGACUACAGACUGGCCAGUUCUGUCUCCCCAUCCUCUUGGAGCGACUCCCUGUCAACUACUCACUGCACACACCAGAGAAACUUCCUCCUCAGGUCCCUCCAGUCAAGUGGAUGGAGAGUCACAAAGGACUUUUUAACCUUGAGGUCCAGGCUGUGUCAUCUAUACACACACAGGACAACCACCUGGAGCGUUUCUUCACCCUCUGCCAUGCAUUGGAGGGUGGAGCUACAUUCCCUCUGCGGGUCAGGGAGGAAAAGAUUCCAGAGAACAAGCUGGAGCAUGAGCUAAAGCUCAGCAUCAUAUCACUGUCCUCUUCCAGUUUAGAGCCUCUGGUCCUCUUCCUCCACCUGGUGCUGGAUAAACUCUUCACCCUCAUCAUGCAGCCCAUGGUCAUCGCUGGCCAGACUGCCAAUCUGGCCCAGAUUGCCUUCGAAUCUGUGGUGUCUAUUGUUAACAGUCUUCAUAACAGCCAGGAGCUGAUCAGGGACCAGCAGGGUAGGAACAGCCUCUUGGCAACCUACCUGUACUGGGUUUUUCGUCUGCCUGAUCCCCCUCGAGACAUGCAGAACACAGGUUCGGGGAGUGUGAUAGCUGCAGCAGAGAGCCGUUACAGCACCAUGGGUCGGGCCACGGCUGCCACAGUUGGCAAUAUGCUUCUCCAGUCUAGGGUCCGUAGCAGCAGCAACCCAGACAUCCCUGCACCACACACCUCUGCUGAGGAUGCUGAGGUCAAAAACAUCCUCUCUGCCAAGGGCCACAACAACCCAGGCAGCCGCAUGUCUACCUAUGUGGAUAUAAACAACCAUCAGAACACCACAGCAAGCACCAGGCCCUCCAACAGAAAGCAGUUUCAUGAGGAGCUCGCCUUACAGAUGGUCGUCAGCACUGGAGUCUGCAGAGAAAAUGCGUACAAAUAUGCCUGGUUUUUCUUUGAGCUGCUGGUGAAAAGCAUGGCUCAGCAUGUGUCUCAGCUGGACAAGCAGAGUGUUCCUCGCAGAAGUCGCUUCUCUGACCGAUUUAAAGACGACAUCACUACCAUUGUCUCUGUGGUUACAGCCGAGAUUGGAACCAUCCUUGUCAAACAACAAAAGGAGGUAGAGCAAGCAGAGAAAGUCAACAUCAGCUUGGCUUUCUUCCUCUAUGACCUGAUGUCUCUAAUGGACCGAGGAUUUGUCUUCCAGCUGGUGAAAAACUAUUGUAACCAGAUGUCAGCUAAGAGUCUUUCCAUGCCAACAUUGAUUAGCAUGCGUCUGGAGUUCCUGCGAAUCCUGUGCAGCCAUGAGCACUACCUCAACCUGAGUCUUUUCUUCAGCAGCCCUGCCUCUGCCCCCUCCCCGUGUCCAUCCAUCUCCUCACAGAGUUCCGGCUCAUGUAGCUUCCAGGAGCAGCAGAGGAUCUUGGCGCUGUUUGAACUCUCUCAGGAAUUCAAGCAGCAACACUACCUCACCGGUCUGCUACUUACAGAACUUAGUGCGGCACUAGACAUGGAGUCAGAGGGGGGAAAGGUCCAGAGAAAGGCCAUUAAUGCUAUCUACAGCCUGCUGUGUUCCCACGACCUUGACCAUCGCUGUAUUAAAACUGAGGUCAGGGCCAAGGUGGCUGCUCUCUACCUCCCCCUGGUGGGGAUUAUUAUAGACUCCACCAAUUACCUGGAUUUCACAGUUUCUGACACGCGCGGCGGGAAAAACAAGACAGGUGGACCUGAGGACGACCUUGAAAACGUCCCACCCAUCAAUCAGUCUGUUGCCAUGGCAAUUGCCGGGAACCCCUUCAACACGCUGGGACGGAAUGUUCUCGUUUCCAUGGCAUCCAUACAUGGUAAAUCCAUAGCCACCCUGGCAGCAGACACCAGUCGCCACCUGUUGGUGUGCUUCUUGUGGGUGAUGAAGAAUGCUGAUCGGAGCCUGAUUCAGCGCUGGACUGUAGAUAUGCCUCCCUCACAGCUCAACAAACUGCUGGAGCUCCUCACUAUCUGCGUGUCCUGCUUUGAGUAUAGGGGUAAGCAGAGCAGUGACAAAGUGAGCACCCAGGCCUUGCAGAAAUCUCAGCAAGCCAAACUGCAGCUGGAAGAAGCCCUGCUGAGAGGAAUGGGAGCACGUGGAGAAAUGAUGAGACGAGUUGGAGGAAUGGAUCGGACUCUGGGUCAAAGAGAGAAUCUGCGUUGGAGGAAAGAUCUCACUCAGUGGAGACAGACUAAUGACAGACAGGAUAAGACUAAAGCAGAAUUGGACCAGGAGGCUCUGAUCAGUGGAAACUUAGCCACAGAAUCAAACCUCAUAGUGCUGGACCUGCUGGAAACUAUCGUGCAGGCGCUGCCAUUGGCGGAUUGUAAGGACAGCGUAGUUGGUGGAGUGUUGAAGGUGUUACUCCAUUCUCUCACCUGCAACCAGAGCACCACUUUCCUCUCUCACACCUUCAGCACGCUUAGAGCACUUGUUGUCAAGUUUGGAGACCUGUUGUUUGAGGAGGAGGCGGAGCAGUGUGCAGACCUGUGCCAAAAGGUGCUUCAGUACUGCAGCAGCCCUGUUGAUGAGAACAGAAGCCAGGCCUGUGCCACCCUCUAUCUCAUCAUGAGAUAUAGCUACAGUAAUGCCAGUAACUUCUCAAGAGUGAAGAUGCAGGUCACCAUGUCUUUAGCCUCGCUGGUGGGCAAGUCAUCAGACUUCCAGGAGGAAUACUUACGGCGUUCACUCCGCACCAUCCUGGCCUACGCAGAGGAAGACACUGAGAUGCAGAACACUCAGCUGCCCUCACAGGUGGAUGAGCUUCUGAGAAACCUUAACAGUAUUUUGUCCGACACAGUGAAGAUGAGGGAGUUUCAGGAAGAUCCUGAGAUGCUCAUGGACCUCAUGUACAGGAUAGCAAAGGGCUACCAGACGUCUCCUGACCUCCGUCUGACCUGGCUGCAAAACAUGGCAGAGAAGCACAACAACAGAAAGUGUUACACUGAGUCGGCUAUGUGUCUGGUCCACGCUGCCGCCUUGGUGGCAGAGUACCUCAGCAUGCUGGAGGAUCACAAGUACCUGCCUGUUGGCAGCGUCACCUUCCAGAACAUCUCCCCCAAUGUGCUGGAGGAGUCUGCGGUGUCAGACGACAUCCUGUCCCCGGACGAGGAUGGGGUGUGCUCAGGACGCUACUUCACUGAGAACGGUCUGGUGGGAUUGCUUGAGCAGGCUGCUGAACUCUUCAGCAAUGGUGGUCUCUAUGAGGCAGUGAAUGAAGUCUACAAGAUCAUUGUACCAAUCCUAGAGGCGCAUCGAGAUUUCAGAAAACUGGCAUCCACUCAUGACAAACUCCAGAGAGCCUUUGACAACAUCAUUCAGAAGGGCCAUAAGAGGAUGUUUGGAACCUAUUUCCGGGUGGGAUUUUAUGGGACCAAGUUUGGCGACCUGGAUGAACGAGAAUUCAUUUACAAAGAACCUGGGAUCACACAUCUGCCUGAGAUAUCACACAGACUGGAGAACUUCUACAGUCAGUGUUUUGGAGAUGACACAUUGAUAAUGAUCAAGGACUCUACACCCGUGGACAGAAAACAACUCAACCCCAAUAAGGCAUAUAUCCAGAUCACGUAUGUGGAGCCCUAUUUUGAUGACUACGAAAUGAAAGACCGGUUGACAAACUUUGAGAAGAACUUCAACCUGCGACGCUUCAUGUACACCACACCCUUCACUAAGAGUGGACGGCCUCGGGGUGAACUGUAUGAGCAGUACAAGAGGAAGACUAUCCUCACCACCAUGCAUGCCUUCCCCUACGUCAAGACUCGCAUCAAUGUCAUCCAGAAAGAGGAGUUUGACCUGACUCCUAUCGAAGUGGCCAUAGAGGACAUGCAGAAGAAGACCAGGGAGCUGGCAGUCGCUACACAUAGAGAACAGCCUGAUGCUAAGAUGUUACAGAUGCUGCUGCAAGGCUCUGUGGGAGCCACUGUCAACCAGGGCCCAUUGGAGGUGGCCCAGGUCUUCCUGAAUGAGAUCCCAGCGGACCCAAAGCUCUUCCGUCACCACAACAAGCUGCGGCUGUGUUUCAAAGAGUUCAUAAUGAGGUGCGGUGAAGCUGUUGAGAAGAACAAGCACUUGAUCACAUCAGACCAGAAAGAGUACCAGCAGGAGCUGAAGAAGAACUACAACCGCCUGAGAGAGAACCUGAGGCCUAUGCUGGAGAGAAAGAUCCCUGAGCUCUAUAAACCCAUCAUCAGGCCUCGGCUAGAGAACAGGGAUUCCUUCAAACGUCUAAGCUUCCGCAGAGCUCAGGAGGAAAACUCCUGAGAUGCCAGAGCUUGUCUGAGAGAGAAUGUGACCGAUAGGAAAGGGAGGCUGUCAUGUAACUGAGAGAGGAAGAGCAAAGAUAAGAUGAAAGAGGACAGAAACAAGAAGAGGAACUGCCCAUGAUACCCUUGCUCUUCUCUACACCGGAGCACCAUGUUGGGUCCACGAGAGAGGACUCAGUUUCUCAGCGGUCCAGCAGUGUGUAUCAGUAUCUGCUGCAUGUCCACUUUUAUGAUGUCAUAGUUGUUUGCAACAGGAGCCAAAAGGAGAGUGAGCACAUAAAAAUAGGGGAGUGGGAACCACAGGCAAAGUGUAGCUUGUCUAGCAUUUCACUGUAAAAUCUUCAGAUGCCGUGGCUCUGUCGAUUUCCUUUUGUUCAUAGAUAACUUCAAGUCCUAAUAAUGCUGCAAACAUUUCCUCUGGGUUGGUUAAAGUAGCUCUCUUAGGUCCUAACUGGCCCAGGGCUUGUAUGUCAGGCAAUAAUGCUUGUGUUCUCUGUGUAUUUGUAUGUAAAUGUCUGAAUGGAUGUGUGUUCAUUUAGAUAAUGUUUGGAGUAGAAGCUUUUGGUGCCAUACUGAAGUCACUUUGUACUGAAUGAUGACAAAUGAUUCUGUUAUGUGCUAAAGGGCCUCUGUAAUUCCACUCUGGGCAUCUAUGCAUGACAUGUGCCAGUUAGAGCAGCAAAAGUGUAGAUGGAUUUGUGCACUGGAAAAUAGGUACAAUUUCCUGUGUUAACUCUUAAAGCCUUUCUUGUCCUAUUACUAUUGGAUGUACACCACCUGGCUAUUUAGCUAACAGAGAGUUUAACUUAUUCAGAGUUACCUGGAAAAAAACCCCAGCAACUUAAAAUUCACACAGAAUACAUAUAAAAUCCACAUUUUGUAUAUAAUAGAAGUAAUACAUUAGAUAAUGGAAAAAAUAUGUUUACAAAAGUAUGAAAAACUGUUUUGCAUUUUAUUGUAUGGAAAUGUAUUUUUAGAUAAAUAACAGCAAUAAUGAUACGAAUUGGAAAUCUUAUUCAGCAGGUGGGACUCAGUGACCGAGUGUACUGUCACAAUCUCAGUGUAUGUUCCAGUAGUUUCAGUUGUUGUUUGUAAAUAGACACACAGUGCCAAAUAUAAUUCCUUCCUUAUUUACUUAAGAACUGAGAAACUUAACAAGAACUGCAGUAUUUUGAAAAGGCACUCCACACAGCUAGGCUUUGCAAAAUGAAUUUUGUUUACCCCACAUGUCAAAAUAUUUUCCAGAAAAGAAGUGUAUUACUGCUUUGAAUAAUUAAAUGAUGGCCACCUGAUUUUUAUUAGACACCCUUAAAUUGACUGAUCUUAUUGGUGUUGUGCCACAGGUCAUGCUGGAUUUCGGUAAGCUAAAUGUGCUUCUCGAAAAUAGGUAUACAUUUUAAAUACCUUAUUAGUACUCAUUUGAAAAUUUUCCACUUUGUUUCUAGGUACAUUACUUAUUUAUUAGCUGUUGAAUGUUUUUAAACUGGCUAAGCAGAAUGGACCGAAUAGUGUAUUUUGUGAGUAGUAAUUACAAUGUAGACCUAUUUUUGAAACAUGAAGCCGGUGUUAUAAGAUAUAUAUCGUUGGCAUUCAACUACUUGAGACUGCAUUCUUGUUUAUUAGUUAUUCUUAUGUUCAUACCUGUUGUGUUUUAUUAAAUGUGAAAUUUUUACUUGUCAUGCAUACAACGUUGUUGAAGAAUCUGAAUAAACUUUAAUAUAUGAACACUG